CACUUCCUGAACUUGUUUUAUUGCAACUUUCAUAAGAAUUAAUAAAUAUCUGUAUAUAUCUACCUGAAUUGAAGAGUGGAAAAAGGAAUAGAUUGAUUUUUCGAAAUAUUUUUUUUAACAAAAUUUUUUAUUAAAUUAAAGAUAGUGGUGUCUGCUGCAAUAAUUAGAUCGCUAGUUUAAAGAAAUAACAGAGUCCACGAAGUGAAAUAUAAUGGCUCAAAAUCUACCAAUUCGCUUUCAGGAACAUUUACAGCUCACAAAUGUGGGGAUAAAUGUAAAUUCCAUUUCAUUUAGCACAUUGACCAUGGAAUCAGAUAAAUUUAUAUGUGUUCGAGAAAAAGUAGGCGAAACAGCUCAGGUUGUAAUUAUUGAUAUGAACGAUUCAAAUAACCCUAUUCGAAGACCAAUAUCAGCAGAUUCAGCAAUAAUGAACCCGGCAAGCAAGGUCAUUGCUUUGAAAGCGGCAAAAACUUUGCAAAUCUUCAACAUUGAGAUGAAGUCUAAAAUGAAAGCUCAUACAAUGACUGAAGAGGUUGUAUUCUGGAAAUGGAUUUCGCUUAACACUUUAGCAUUGGUUACGGACACAUCUGUGUUCCAUUGGUCAAUGGAAGGUGAUUCUACCCCCAUCAAAAUGUUUGAUAGGCAUUCGUCAUUGAAUGGGUGUCAGAUAAUCAAUUAUCGAUGCGAUCAAAAGCAACAGUGGUUAUUACUUGUCGGUAUAACCGCUUUACAAAAUCGAGUCGCAGGGGCCAUGCAAUUGUAUUCGGUGGAGAGAAAAGUUUCACAAGCCAUUGACGGUCAUGCAGCUUCAUUUGCGCAAUUUAAGAUGGAAGCUAAUAAAGAAUUAUCCACCUUAUUUUGUUUUGCUGUUCGAGCGCCGCAAGGAGGUAAACUUCAUGUCAUUGAAGUAGGUACUCCACCUGCUGGAAAUCAACCUUUUACCAAAAAAGCUGUAGAUGUGUUUUUCCCUCCCGAAGCUCAAAGCGAUUUUCCAGUUGCAAUGCAAGUUUCGGCCAAAUACGAUGUCAUUUACUUAAUAACCAAAUACGGGUACAUACACCUUUACGAUAUUGAAACAGGAACUUGUAUUUAUAUGAACAGAAUAUCUGCCGAAACAAUUUUCGUUACCGCUCCCCAUGAGUCUAGCGGCGGUAUAAUAGGCGUCAAUCGUAAGGGUCAAGUUUUAUCUGUAACUGUUGACGAGGAACAAAUAAUACCUUACAUCAAUACUACAUUACAAAACUCAGAUUUAGCAUUGCGGAUGGCAGUGAGAAACAAUUUAUCCGGUGCUGAAGAUUUAUUUGUCCGUAAAUUUAAUCAAUUGUUUCAAAAUGCUCAAUAUGCUGAGGCAGCAAAGGUUGCCGCCUUGGCUCCCAAGGGUAUUUUACGCACACCAGCAACUAUCACUCGUUUUCAGCAAGUUCAAGCUCCGCCCGGUUCUACUACACCACCUUUAUUGCAAUACUUUGGUAUUUUACUUGAUCAAGGAAAACUUAAUAAAUAUGAAUCAUUAGAAUUAUGUCGUCCAGUUCUAAUACAAGGAAAAAAACAAUUAUGUGAGAAGUGGUUAAAAGAGGAAAAACUUGAAUGUAGUGAAGAGUUAGGAGAUCUUGUAAAAGGAUCUGACUUAACGUUAGCACUGUCAAUUUAUUUACGGGCUAAUGUUCCAAAUAAAGUUAUACAGUGUUUCGCGGAAACUGGCCAAUUCCAAAAAAUUGUUUUGUAUGCGAAAAAGGUGAAUUAUAAUCCUGAUUAUAUCUUUUUAUUACGGUCAGUAAUGCGAACGAAUUCUGAACAAGGUGUUAGCUUUGCUUCAAUGCUUGUUGCUGAUGAAGAACCCUUAGGCGAUAUAAACCAAAUAGUUGAUAUUUUUAUGGAGCAAAAUAUGGUUCAACAAUGUACGGCAUUUCUAUUAGACGCUUUAAAACAUAAUAGACCUAAUGAAGGUUCUUUACAAACAAGAUUAUUAGAGAUGAAUCUAAUUUCAGCACCACAAGUUGCAGAUGCUAUUUUAGGUAACGCGAUGUUCACUCAUUACGAUCGUGCACAUAUUGCGCAACUCUGUGAAAAAGCCGGACUUUUGCAAAGAGCUUUAGAACAUUACACUGAUUUAUAUGAUAUUAAGAGGGCGGUUGUUCAUACACACUUGUUAAAUGCAGAUUGGUUGGUCUCAUUUUUUGGAACUUUAUCUGUUGAAGAUUCUUUGGAAUGUAUGAAAGCAAUGCUUUCAGCAAAUAUACGACAAAAUUUGCAAAUUUGCGUUCAAAUUGCGACUAAAUAUCACGAGCAGUUAACAACUAAGUCUUUAAUUGAUUUAUUUGAGAGUUUUAAGAGCUAUGAAGGAUUAUUUUAUUUUCUGGGAUCAAUCGUAAACUUUAGCCAAGAUAACGAAGUUCAUUUUAAAUAUAUUCAAGCUGCUUGUAAAACUAAUCAAAUAAAGGAGGUGGAGAGAAUUUGUCGAGAAUCCAAUUGCUAUAAUCCUGAACGCGUGAAAAAUUUUCUUAAAGAAGCGAAAUUAACAGACCAGCUCCCAUUAAUUAUAGUUUGUGAUCGUUUUGAUUUUGUACAUGAUUUAGUGUUGUACCUUUACCGUAAUAAUUUACAGAAAUAUAUAGAAAUUUAUGUUCAAAAAGUUAAUCCUUCACGUUUACCUGUGGUGGUUGGUGGUCUCUUAGACGUAGACUGUUCUGAAGAUAUAAUAAAAAAUCUGAUUUUGGUUGUAAAGGGACAGUUUUCAACAGACGAAUUAGUUGAAGAAGUAGAGAAAAGAAAUCGUCUAAAAUUACUUCUUCCAUGGCUGGAAUCCCGCGUGCAUGAGGGCUGUAUUGAACCAGCUACACACAACGCUUUAGCAAAAAUUUAUAUUGAUUCUAAUAACAAUCCUGAAAGAUUUUUAAAAGAAAAUUCAUAUUACGACAGUCGAGUCGUUGGUAGAUACUGUGAGAAAAGAGAUCCCCACUUAGCAUGUGUUGCGUAUGAACGUGGUCAGUGCGAUAGAGAAUUAAUUGCUGUUUGUAACGAAAACUCAUUAUUCAAAAGUGAAGCACGAUAUUUAGUUCGUCGUCGUGAUCCGGAACUUUGGACAGAAGUCUUAUCAGAAUCAAAUCCGUAUAAAAGACAAUUAAUAGAUCAAGUUGUACAAACAGCAUUAUCUGAAACACAAGAUCCCGAAGAUAUUUCCGUUACUGUGAAAGCUUUUAUGACCGCAGAUUUACCUAACGAAUUAAUAGAGUUGUUAGAAAAAAUUGUCUUGGAUUCCAGUGUUUUUUCAGAUCACAGAAAUUUGCAAAAUUUACUAAUUUUAACCGCUAUUAAGGCUGAUCGUACAAGAGUUAUGGAUUAUAUAAAUCGUUUAGACAAUUACGAUGCUCCAGAUAUUGCAAAUAUUGCUAUAUCAAACCAACUCUUUGAAGAAGCUUUUGCAAUAUUUAAGAAAUUUGAUGUUAACACGUCUGCCAUUCAAGUUUUAAUUGAUCAGGUAAACAAUUUGGAACGUGCGAAUGAGUUUGCAGAAAGAUGUAAUGAGCCUGCUGUUUGGUCACAGCUAGCAAAAGCACAAUUGCAACAAGGAUUAGUUAAAGAAGCUAUUGACAGUUAUAUAAAAGCUGAUGAUCCAAUCGCAUAUAUAAAUGUGGUCGAAACAGCUUCCAAAAGUGAAUCUUGGGAAGAUUUAGUACGUUAUCUGCAGAUGGCAAGAAGAAAAGCAAGGGAAAGCUAUAUUGAAAGUGAAUUAAUUUAUGCUUACGCUAGAACAGGCCGAUUAGCAGAUCUUGAAGAAUUUAUAUCAGGACCAAACCAUGCUGACAUACAAAAGAUUGGAGAUCGUUGUUUUUCAGAUGGCAUGUAUGACGCUGCCAAAUUACUUUACAAUAAUGUAAGUAACUUUGCCAGAUUAGCACUUACAUUGGUUCAUUUGAAAGAGUUUCAAGGAGCAGUUGAUAGUGCUCGUAAAGCUAACUCAACCCGAACGUGGAAAGAAGUUUGCUUCGCAUGUGUUGACGCAGAGGAGUUUCGCUUAGCUCAAAUGUGCGGCUUACACAUAGUUGUUCAUGCUGACGAAUUGGAAGAUUUAAUAAAUUAUUAUCAAGAUCGUGGUUAUUUCGAAGAACUCAUAUCUUUGCUUGAAUCUGCGCUAGGUCUAGAAAGAGCUCACAUGGGAAUGUUUACCGAAUUGGCAAUAUUAUAUUCAAAAUACAAAACUUCGAAAAUGAGAGAGCAUUUGGAACUUUUUUGGUCAAGAGUUAAUAUUCCAAAAGUAUUACGAGCGGCCGAAUCCGCUCAUUUAUGGUCCGAACUUGUUUUUUUGUACGAUAAAUAUGAAGAAUUUGAUAAUGCUGUACUAGCUAUGAUGACACAUCCAACAGAAGCUUGGCGUGAAGGACAUUUCAAGGACAUAAUAACGAAAGUCGCAAAUAUUGAAUUAUAUUAUAAAGCAAUACAAUUUUAUUUAGACUAUAAACCGCUACUUUUAAACGACAUGUUAUUGGUUUUGGCUCCCAGAAUGGAUCAUACACGUGCUGUUAGUUUCUUUUCCAAAACGGAUCAUUUGCAAUUGGUUAAAACUUAUUUAAGAUCGGUACAAAAUUUAAAUAAUAAAGCUAUUAAUGAAGCUUUAAACGGUCUUCUAAUUGAAGAGGAAGAUUAUCAGGGACUUAGAAAUUCUAUAGAUGGUUUUGACAACUUUGAUAACAUAGCGUUAGCUCAAAAAUUGGAAAAACAUGAAUUAACAGAGUUCAGAAGAAUAGCUGCUUAUUUAUAUAAAGGUAAUAAUCGUUGGAAACAAAGUGUUGAGCUAUGUAAAAAAGACAGGCUUUUUAGAGAUGCUAUGGAAUAUGCUGCAGAGUCAGGGAGACAGGAAAUAGCUGAAGAAUUGUUGAGCUGGUUUCUUGAGCGUGGUGCAUUUGAUUGUUUUGCAGCAUGCUUGUAUCAGUGUUACGAUUUAUUACGACCGGAUGUAAUAUUGGAGUUGGCUUGGCGCCACAAUAUAUUGGAUUUCGCAAUGCCAUAUAUAAUUCAGAUAAUUCGAGAAUAUACAUCUAAAGUAGACAAAUUAGAUGCAAAGGAACUGCAACGUGAAAAAGAAAGUGAUACCGGAGAACAAAAAAGCAUAAUUUCAAUUGAACCCACACCUCAACUAAUGAUAACAGCCGGUCCAGGAAUAUCAAUGCCUGCGCAGUAUGCUGCAACAUAUGCUCCUGGGUACGCAACACCAAAUAUGCAAUAUCAGGGUUAUGGGAUGUAAUGUUCCAAAAAGUGGAUUAAAUUUAUUUAUAAUGUUAUCAAAUAUUUUUUUUUUAAUUUCAAAAAGUAAAAAAAGUAAAAAUCAAUUAUAAUCAUAUUUAUUUGUAAUAACGUCUGUUGAGAAAAACAGUUUCAUUUCUCAACAGACGAUAAUAUAACCACUUAUCUGUUAAAAAUUUCUAUAUGCAUCAUAAUUAUUAUACGCAAAUAUUAUAAAAGAAAUGAUGUAGUUGCUUUAUAUUAUCCCCCAUAAAAAUGAAGGAAAAUAUAAUUUGAAAGACAUAAAUAAGCAUUAAAUGUAAUAAAGUUCAUUUCUAUUACGAAUAAAAAAUGACAUAAUUUUAUUGAUA
Molecule: messenger RNA, 5591 nt
Organism: Condylostylus longicornis
Lineage: Eukaryota; Metazoa; Arthropoda; Insecta; Diptera; Dolichopodidae
Gene: Chc
Product: clathrin heavy chain
Exons: 9
Coding region: 212-5242 (1676 amino acids)
Biological process (GO): intracellular protein transport; receptor-mediated endocytosis
Cellular component (GO): cell cortex; clathrin coat of coated pit; clathrin coat of trans-Golgi network vesicle
Molecular function (GO): structural molecule activity; clathrin light chain binding
Source: RefSeq, a predicted model, not a curated record